AUGACCCAGACUGCAAGGGUUGACAGUAAUGAUGAAGAGUUGUGGAAAAUAGCCUCGGAAGCGGGAGAAAAGUUCAGCGCUCUCUACUAUCGUGCUUUCGACAAAUCGAAUAGACCUGAUUUACCUGGAUUUUUCAUGGAUAAUGUUGUUCUUCUGUGGAACGGAAAUCGUGUUGAUGGUCAGCAAGCUGUUGUCGAAUUUUUUUCCAAACUACCAGAUAGUACAUGUAACUUACAUUCAUUAUCUUGCCAACCAGUACAUAAAAGUCUGAGUGGUGACCGACUGUUGGUUUUAGUCAAUGUUUUCGGCACAAUUAAAUUUGACCAACAUCCCAUUCAUAUAUUCUCUGAAACAUUCUUUCUAACUCAAGAAUCAAAUUUGUGGAGAGUACAGUCGGUUACUUUUCGCUUCAUUGAUUAA
Messenger RNA from Heterobilharzia americana, 420 nucleotides. NCBI's taxonomy places the organism in Eukaryota, Metazoa, Platyhelminthes, Trematoda, Strigeidida, Schistosomatidae. The record is from the annotation of a GenBank genome assembly.